This is a messenger RNA of Hevea brasiliensis (rubber tree), 3190 nucleotides long. Its product is annotated as putative pentatricopeptide repeat-containing protein At1g77010, mitochondrial. The coding region runs from base 240 to 2282 and encodes 680 amino acids. The transcript has 2 exons. The record is from RefSeq and is a predicted model, not a curated record. Gene Ontology annotation, biological process: RNA modification. Gene Ontology annotation, molecular function: RNA binding; protein binding. NCBI's taxonomy places the organism in Eukaryota, Viridiplantae, Streptophyta, Magnoliopsida, Malpighiales, Euphorbiaceae.
AUCACCAUCAUCAUCUUCAUAUUAUUGCAUUACAAUGUAUUAAAACGACCUGUCGUUUACCCGGAUUAUUUCUUCUGCAUUUCUUUAUGGACUGCUCGUCGUUUUACCACCACGAAUAAUUUUUCUUAGUCGACUGGUCAACAGACGGCGUCGUAUUUACUAAUAAUACUACAAAUAAGCUGCAUUACGCGGUAAAACUUUCUUAUAGACCAGAGAUUCAUGGGUCAUUCUCUGUUGCUAUGGAUUUUGAUCUCCAAUCUUUAGCUCGCUUACUUCAAUCCCUUAAUACCCACCGUUCAAUCCAACAUGGCAAACAGCUCCACAUUCUCUCUCUCAAAAGGGGUCUCAUAUAUUCCACUCUUUCACUGGUAAACCGCAUUCUGCUUAUGUACACUCGGUGUGGCAGCACGAGCGAUGCACAUAAACUGUUCUAUGAAAUGCCCUAUAGAAACUGCUUUUCAUGGAACACCAUGAUAGAGGGCUACAUGAAGUCUGGAAACAAAGAAAAAUCCCUGGAGUUUUUCUAUUUGAUGCCCCACAAGGAUGACUACUCAUGGAAUUUGGUCAUUUCCGGGUUUGUAAAAGCUUGUGAAUUUGACAUUGCUAGGAAGUUGUUUAAUGAGAUGCCUAGGAGAAAUGGGGUUGCAUGGAAUUCGAUGAUUCAUGGUUAUGCUCGGAAUGGGCGUUCAAGAGAAGCUGUUAGGCUGUUUAAGGAAUUGAAUUUGAAGCCGUUGGAAAAAUCAUGUGGUGAUUCGUUUGUAUUAGCAACUGUUAUUGGCGCUUGUACUGAUUUGAAAGCUAUUGAAUGUGGCAAGCAAAUCCAUGCCCGGAUUCUAAUAGAUGACAUGGAAUUUGACUCAGUAUUGGCUAGUUCUCUGAUUAAUUUUUAUGGAAAGUGUGGUGAUUUAAACAGUGCGAAUUAUGUCUUAAAUACGAUGGAGGAGGCAAAUGACUUUUCUUUGUCAACACUUAUCACCGGCUAUGCAAAUUGUAGUAGAAUGAAUGAUGCUAGAAGAAUAUUUGAUAGAAAAAGUAGUCCAUGUGUUGUGGUAUGGAAUUCAUUGGUUUCUGGAUAUGUUAUCAAUAACAAAGAAAUGGAAGCAUUUGCACUCUUCAAUAAGAUGCAGAAAAAUGGAAUUCAAGUAGACUCAUCCACAGUAGCAAUUAUUUUGAGUGCCUGCAGUAGCUUUGGGAAUAUACAACAUGUUAAACAAAUGCAUUCCUAUGCCUGUAAAGUUGGAUUAGUUGAUGAUAUUGUUGUCGCUUGUGCUUUUGUUGAUGCAUAUUCCAAAUGUGGAAGUCCUAAUGAUGCUUGCAAAUUAUUCAGCGAGCUCAAAGCCUACGAUACAGUCUUGCUCAACUCUAUGAUCACAGUAUAUAGCAAUUGUGGUAGAAUUGAAGAUGCUAAGCAGAUCUUCAAGACAAUGCCUAGUAAAAGCUUGAUAUCAUGGAAUUCAAUGAUAGUGGGUCUUGCCAAAAAUGGUUGUCCAAUUGACGCAUUGGAUCUUUUUUGCAAAAUGAAUAAACUGGAUUUGAGGAUUGACAAGUUUAGCCUUGCUAGUGUGAUCAGUGCCUGUGCUGGUAUCUCUUCACUUGAACUUGGUGAACAGGUUUUUGCAAUAGCAAUCAUGAUUGGGCUAAAAUCUGAUCUGGUUGUUUCUACCUCACUUGUUGAUUUUUAUUGCAAAUGUGGUUUUGUUGACAUUGGGAGAAAACUAUUUGAUACAAUGACCAAAUCUGAUGAAGUCUCUUGGAAUUCAAUGUUGAUGGGGUAUGCUACAAAUGGUUAUGGAUUGGAAGCACUAACACUGUUCAAUGAAAUGAAGCAUGCUGAUGUGAUACCUACUGAUAUUUCAUUUACGUGCGUUUUAUCCGCCUGUAAUCAUUGUGGAUUGGUUGAGGAGGGGUGGAAAUGGUUUAAUAUUAUGAAAUAUGACUAUCAUAUUGAUCCAGGAAUUGAGCACUAUUCAUGCAUGGUUGAUCUCUUUGCUCGUGCUGGUUACAUACAAGAAGCAAAGAAUCUUGUUGAGAAUAUGCCUUUUGUGGCAGACGCCAGUAUGUGGUUAUCUGUGUUGAGGGGUUGUUUGGCUCAUGGAGAUAAGGAUCUUGGAGAAAAGGUGGCAGAGCGAAUCAUUGAGCUUGAUCCUGAGAGCUCCAGUGCAUAUGUGCAACUAUCUGGCAUAUUUGCUACCUCUGGGGACUGGGAAAGCUCAGCCCUAGUUAGAAAGAUAAUGAAAGAGAAGCAAGUUAAAAAGCAUCCUGGUUUCAGUUGGGCUGAUUGAACAAGAUAUCUGGAACGUGAGCAAUCAGGGGACUUGCAUCAUCAUGAGAAGGAAUCAUGUUAUUCAUUUUUGUUUUUGCUGAUCUUUUUGUGGGUUCAAUUACAUUCAAUCAACUGUAAAUUCGAAGCAAUCUUGUCAAUUUUGGGUUCACCUAGCUCUGUAUUUGCUACUUAAAUCAUAUCAAGAUAUCUCAUUUAGACUAUGAGCAAAGCUUGGUCUUACAGUGCAUCCAUCCUGCUACUUUUAUCUUCUUGUCACUUGUGUUAUUUGGGCAAGGUGGGCUACCAUUUUCUUACACAUUUUUGUAGCUUCCUUAUGGGGGCAUUGCCUGAUCAAAGCGGCCACACUUUCUUCUUGGCCUAUAUGAUUAUUACAACAAUUUAUUCUAGGCAUUUCCCUAGUGUGAUCAUCAUUGCAUGGAUUUGGAGUUGAGUAAAGGAGGCUUAUGCAUGGACUUGAAGAGGAAGAAAGUAGGGUAGCCAUCGAAAUCAUGAGCAUACACAGAUAUGACAAUUCAAGCAGAGGUGCAAACAUGAAUUACACUAGAAUUGUACAGUUAUUUUUUGGGAAGCCCAAAGAUUUCUUCCUCUAUAGAAGCUCAAUUAUGCAGAUGAUCUCAUAGCAUCUUGAGAUCUAGAUAUGUGAUAUAUUGAAAUUAAAUUAGAUAGUUAUGAACAUGACUUGCAUCAGGAAAGUUCAUGCCUCGCUCUUUGAUCUUUGACAAAGUUAGUCCCUGCUCAACUACAUUAGGUAAUGUGUUUGAGUCAUCAGCUUGAAAAAAUAAAAAAAUUGUUCUCAUUACUUUGUUCUCAUCUUACAUAUUCUGUAAAUCUUGUAGUCUAAAUUGAGGAAUUUUUAAUUGUAGCUUAAAUUUUGAGCUUCAAAUGCAUAGUGGAUUUAUUUGUUUA